This is a messenger RNA of Drosophila rhopaloa, 273 nucleotides long. RefSeq lists its product as uncharacterized. NCBI's taxonomy places the organism in Eukaryota, Metazoa, Arthropoda, Insecta, Diptera, Drosophilidae. The record is from RefSeq and is a predicted model, not a curated record.
AUGAAGCGUUUGCGCAGACAGCGAACGCCAACACAAAAGAAAACGCACGAUGUGGCUGCCCAUGGAUGCAAACUUACACUUUUACACGUUUAACGCUUCAGGCUUUAGUAUUAGGUGCUACUAGCACUUGUUGGAUGGCAAUUAAGAUCCAGGGCUGCACAGCACCAUCGCGUUUUGGCAUUCUUUUGCCCGCUAAAUUUCCAGGGCUGCGAGCCCGCGCACGUUCAGCAGGCAGUAACGAAAAGUGAUCGCAGAUUCCUUGUUAGUGAAUAA